GGGAUGGCGAAAGGCGCUCGUAGGCUUCCCAUUACAAGCGCCGGCGAUCGACGUCACGCGUUACUGCGCGUCUGUGGCAACCGCGUCUCGAGGCUACUGUACUUCGAGGUCACAACUACAGUUCACUCCAGACACACGCGUCUUUCGCUGCGAACGCCCUUGAUUACUGCAUAUCACUGUGUUUUAAGCUCGGCUUGUAGCUCAGGAUCUCGGACACGCCGCUUGUGCUGCAAUUCCAGCUUCAGUAUCACUCCUCGUACGUAAAUGAGACACCGCGACUGCGAAGUGCACAUUACGUGCGAUGGUCGGACGCUGGAUGAAUACAAUGUCGAAGUUGAGGGCAACGUCGUUGAGUGCUACGUGGCUAGUGAGGCUGGCAAGACAUUCAAAAUCAAAUGCAGUAAUCACUCCUUGGAGCACGUAUCAGUCUUGACUGCCGUAGACGGCCAGCAGUUUCCUCGACCGGAGGCCAUGAGCGGAGGCCGCUUAAACAGAACGCUUCGUUGCGAGGAUGGCCGCGUGGAUGGGACGAGGACACUGCUGUUUGCAGAAAUUCCCAUCACAGAUGAUGAAAAUGCUCCGAGAGAGAUACCUGACGGCAAACGACCGGGCACCAUAGAGGUUAAGAUUACGCGUUCACGACUCAAAAGGAAGACCUCAUGGGCGCCCUCCCGCAAAACAAAAGCCCAGCCUGAGAACAUCGAGACCCUCCAUGAGACGACGAAGAAGAGCGGGAUGCAUUGUGUCUCCUUUGGAAAAACAAUUCUUUGUCGUAAGCCCACGAAUACUAAAUAUGUCACGCGCAUCGAUCGGUGGUCCGCACCAUAUGUCACAUUCAAGUUCCACUAUAGGCCUCACGCAAUCCUCAAGGCACGCGGUAUCAUAGAAAUGAUUGAACUCAAUGGGCUGGACGGUACAGCUCCCGGGGACGGCGUCUUCGCAGUACAAGAAGACCCAUUGACCCCUGCAGCGCUGCCAGGCGUCGUUGACGUGUCUUUGCGUCCUAAACGACGAGAUGGAUCCCAGGCUCAGGCGGACAUGCCGAGAAAGAGACUGCGCCGUGACAGCAACCCGCAGGCUGCAGAGCCUCCCACCGAGGACCGCUUGUCCACAACUGACGCGGAGGACGCCAAACCGCUUGUGGUCAAAGGCGAGGUCGACGAUGGCGUAGAAGACGUGGAUGCGCUGGAGGCUCAGAUACGGGCUCUACGACAGCGGGUUGAUCGAGCCAACACGAUGAAAGCGCACGGUGGCCAAUCUCGUGUCGUCAAGAGGGAGGUGUCUCCCAUUCGGCUCGGUGGAUUCAAUGGCGGUGUCAUAGACCUCACAGACGACUGAGGCACUUCGCCGCCGGGAGGCCUUCUUUCACUGGGCGGGUGUAUUUUCUGAACUCUUCCAUUGCAGUCUUGCAGAUGUCAGUGCGUAAUUGGGAUGAUUAUUACAUGAUACCAGCUCUCUUGCAGUUCUCGUACUGUACCUCGGCAGAUACUGUGAUGUGGCCCUCGCUUUGUCAUGCUAACAGCGGCAUAUGAUUCUCGUGUCUGAUUUCACUUACUGUACAGACACUAGUCCACAGUACAGUCCCUAUUAGGGGUGCGGAUGAAUUAAUAUCGGCUUGCACUUCA
Rhodofomes roseus is the source of this 1625-nucleotide messenger RNA. RefSeq lists its product as uncharacterized. The coding region runs from base 265 to 1338 and encodes 357 amino acids. NCBI's taxonomy places the organism in Eukaryota, Fungi, Basidiomycota, Agaricomycetes, Polyporales, Fomitopsidaceae. The record is from RefSeq and is a predicted model, not a curated record. The transcript is spliced from 7 exons.